Neltuma alba is the source of this 847-nucleotide messenger RNA. RefSeq names its product 60S ribosomal protein L32-1. The coding region runs from base 39 to 440 and encodes 133 amino acids. Gene Ontology annotation, molecular function: structural constituent of ribosome. The transcript has 4 exons. The record is from RefSeq and is a predicted model, not a curated record. Gene Ontology annotation, cellular component: ribosome; cytosolic large ribosomal subunit. Gene Ontology annotation, biological process: translation. NCBI's taxonomy places the organism in Eukaryota, Viridiplantae, Streptophyta, Magnoliopsida, Fabales, Fabaceae.
CACCGAGCUGCUGUUCAAGCAGAUCUGUGUGAGAAAAGAUGGCGGUUCCGUUGAUAAGCAAGAAAAUUGUGAAGAAGCGUGUCAAAAAGUUCAAGAGGCCCCAGAGUGACAGGAAAAUUUCUGUUAAGCCCAGCUGGCGAAGGCCAAAGGGUAUUGAUUCCCGUGUAAGGAGAAAGUUCAAAGGAUGUACCUUGAUGCCAAAUAUUGGUUACGGGUCAGACAAGAAGACCCGUCACCAUCUCCCUAAUGGAUUUAAGAAAUUUGUUGUGCACAAUGUGAGUGAGCUGGAACUCUUGAUGAUGCACAACAGGACUUACUGUGCUGAGAUAGCGCACAACGUAUCAACCCGGAAGCGUAAGGAGAUUGUUGAGAGGGCAGCACAGUUGGAUGUUGUUGUUACCAACAGAACAGCCAGGUUGCGUAGCCAAGAGGACGAGUGAUUGGUGGUGCCAAUCAAGUUUUUAUUUUUAUUUGUUAUCGUCUUUUAUUGGCUUGAAAGUUUUGGAACUUGGUGGUAAAUCUUUUCCUGAAUGAUUGUACUGAGAUACUUGGUGGAGAUAGAGACUUUUUCACCCCAGCUAUGGUUUGACACAUUAAUCACCAAUGGCCUCCUCAAAUUGAUGAAACAAUGAAUAUACACCAAGCAUGAACCUCCACGAAAUUGACAAGCCAUUGGACUUAGUUGCACUAUCCCUGGAAAAUUGAGCUGUUGUAUUUUGGGUAUUGUCGCCUGUCAAAUUGUAACUUGGAGGUCAAAAUGACCUUUUGGAUAUCCUUUCUGAGAAAUUUUAAGUACUAUGAUGUUUCUAUUGAGAAACAAAAUCAUGAGAUCAUAGUAUUUAAGAUC